Molecule: messenger RNA, 945 nt
Organism: Venturia canescens
Lineage: Eukaryota; Metazoa; Arthropoda; Insecta; Hymenoptera; Ichneumonidae
Product: sentrin-specific protease 1-like
Exons: 3
Coding region: 1-945 (314 amino acids)
Biological process (GO): protein desumoylation; proteolysis
Cellular component (GO): nucleus
Molecular function (GO): deSUMOylase activity
Source: RefSeq, a predicted model, not a curated record
AUGGGUAAAAGAAGAGGACGAAGUGGAGAUUUUGAAGGAAGUAUAGGGAAAGAAGGAAGAGGAAGACGUGACGAUCAUUGCGGUAAUCCGCCCGCACGCGUCAAGGAAGAGGACGCAAAGCGUCAGGACGCAAACCUCUACCGCAACAAAGGAAAAAAGGACGAAUUUAAGGUGCCGGAGAUACUUUCACCCAUAAGGGAAGUUGAGGACAAGGGGGAAGAAUGGAAGGAAUGGGGACCGGAAGAGGAAAAACAAACGAAGAAAAUAAAAAGGGAGGUAGAAAUAGAAGACAAAGGGAACAACGUUGACAACAAGGACGUAAACGAGAAAAAGAGAAAAAGAAACGACGAUGACGGACAAACAAAUACGAAAAAGAUAAGGAGAGAGAUUAAACCACAAGAUCUCGACACGAUAAAUGGAACCAAUUGGUUGAAUGAUGAGAUCAUCAAUAAUUAUAUGGAGUUAAUCAGAGAUGACAAGACGUACAUCAUGAGUACGUUCUUUUUUCCGCGACUCCACAUUAACGGAUAUAACGCCGUGAGAAGAUGGACUAAAAAAGUCGACAUCUUUAAAUAUGAAAAGAUGAUUGUCCCGAUCAACUUGGACAACCAUUGGUGUCUGGCGGUCAUCGACUUUUUGGCGAGGAAUAUCGUCUAUUACGAUAGUUUUGGGCGAGAAAACCCGAAAUAUUUGAUUACCCUCCGGAAGUAUCUGAUCGAAGAGGCAAAAGAGAAGGGAAACGAUCAAAAUAAAAAAGAGGAGUGGAGUUUGGCAACAAAAAUGGAUAUCCCUCGUCAGAUGAACGGAUACGAUUGUGGGGUGUUUGUUUGCCUUUACGCUAAGCAUGUAAUCGAGAAGAAGGAAAUGAACUUCACACAACAAGAGAUGCCCCAGAAACGCCAACAAAUAAGGAGGGAGUUGGAAACGGGGAUAAUCGAACCAUAA